AUGAGUGGAUCAAGAAUCAGAAAAGCCAAAGAGGCUUUGAUUCUGUUUCUAAAAAGUUUGCCUUAAGAUUCAGAGUUUAACGUUAUUUCGUUUGGUAGCUAAUUUAAAACUUUGUGGAAGGAUUCCAAAACUUAUUCAUAAGGUUCAUUAGAGACAGCAAUUAACCAUGUUCAAAACAUGGAUGCUAACUUGGGAGGAACAUGUAUAAUUGAGCCAUUAAAAGAGAUGGUAUAUAACAAAAAUUAUGGAAUUUCCAAAAAUACAACUCUGAAUGUGUUCUUGCUUACAGAUGGAGAGGAUGAUGCUGAUCCGAUAAUUGAUUUAGUUCAGAAAAAUAACCUAGCAUAAACGAGAAUCUAUACUUUAGGAAUUGGUGAAGGAUGUAGUUAAUACUUGAUCAGAAGAGUGGCUGAAGUUGGAAAUGGUAAACAUUAAAUUGUUAGUGAUAAGGAGGAUAUAAGUGAAAAAAUAAUUGAUCUAUUGGAAGAUUCCUUAACUCCAUAUCUAGAGGCUUUUACUCUGGAAUCAAACAUAACUAAUAUAGCCUCGAUUAUUCCUAAUCCAAACUCUAUUGUUAGUUUGAAAAAGAAUUAAGAACUCACAAUCUAAAUACUUUUUUCAAAAUAAGAGACACCUAAAAUUCUAGAGUUUAAGAUCAACUGUUAUGAUCCAUAAAACUAAAAAUAAAUUUAAUAUUCUGUAAAGUUAAACUUGAAUGAAUCUUAAAACAAUGAAUAUUUUCAUAAAUUGGCCAUCUACAAAUUUAUAACUUACUAUGAAAACUCCCUAUAAUUUGGUUAAAAUCACGUGAAUUUUAUAAAACUCGAUAAAGACAUAAUUGAUUCAAAAGAUAUAAUUGAUUUAUCUGUUUAACAUUAAAUUUUGUGUUCAAAAACGGCAUUCAUAUGUUAAGUGUGUGAUUUAGAAGAUUAAUUUAAAUAAUAGAUCUAAUAGAGAGUACCUAUAGUCCAACCUAAAUAAGCAAUACGCCAUUAAUAAUUGAAUGCUUGCUAGUAGAAUCAACGCCGUAUUUAUAUUCAACAACCAUCUCGAUAAUAUCAGUCUGCAGGCUGCUGUGGUGGAGGAGGUCCUUCAAAUAAGUAUUAAAACUUUAACACAUCUCCCUCACCUUAAAGAUAUGCCCCCUAAACUCAGCCAUUAUUAUAAAAAGAAAAGUAAACAGAUUAAAGCAUAAACAAGACAGAUAAUGAUUAACUUACUUAUGAAAAAUUGAUUAACUUUGCUCAAGCAAAUGGAUGUUUUAGAAUUAGUAAAGAAAUUAUAUCAAAAAUCAAUUUUAAGAAUCUUUUGAAUCAUUAAAAUCUAAAAGAUGAUGUUUGGUUUACUUUUCUAGUGUUAUUAUACUUUGAAAAAUAUUUUAGUCAAAAUAAAAAAUCAUGGUAUUUGGUUUAUUAAAAGGGAAUAUAAUAUUUGAAAUAGAAUGGAAUGGAUUAUAAGGCAAAGAAGAAUGAAUAUAAAUUAUGA
This is a messenger RNA of Paramecium octaurelia, 1485 nucleotides long. The record is from the annotation of a GenBank genome assembly. Lineage: Eukaryota; Ciliophora; Oligohymenophorea; Peniculida; Parameciidae.